This is a messenger RNA of Brassica napus (rape), 2691 nucleotides long. RefSeq names its product ATP-dependent DNA helicase PIF1-like. Gene Ontology annotation, biological process: DNA repair; telomere maintenance. Bases 1132 to 2691 code for a protein of 519 amino acids. The record is from RefSeq and is a predicted model, not a curated record. Gene Ontology annotation, molecular function: DNA helicase activity. The transcript is spliced from 2 exons. NCBI's taxonomy places the organism in Eukaryota, Viridiplantae, Streptophyta, Magnoliopsida, Brassicales, Brassicaceae.
CUAAGUUCAUCACAACUCAAACUACAUGAUUAGCUUCAUCAACAAACAAGUACACAACAGAAUCAGUUAACUCAAAAGGAGGGGAAGGAAACAUUUGGAUCAAGCUAUGAUGGCUUGGUUUGCAUCACGAGAGUAGAGAUAAAGAUUUUUAUUUCAUGCUAUUUUUAAACCACGUUGGUUGAAAACUAGAUCAAAGAACACAUCCUCUGUAAAAAAAAGUUUUUUUUUAUUUGAAUAAUUUAACAUUCUUUCGAAAAAGAAGUUGAAUUAACUAAAUUGUCCACGUUAUUGUACAUAAAUAAAAGGUGAAGGAUUAAUAGGUGAAGAAUUAAUUGGUGAAUCUUUUUUCAACCAAAAAAUGUUAAAUGGAAAAACAAAGUUGUGUUCUGUUUUAACAAAAAAGUUGUAAUGUUCUGCUCAUUAGAUUUCCAUGUAGGUUGAAUAAUAUCUUUCAAAAAGUAUUAUACAAUUAAGAAUACGUGCAUGUGUCCUGAUAAACUACGACCGUGGUUUGUUUCAGGCUUUUAGGUUUUCUUUUUAUCCUUUUUAUUUUAGAGUUUAUGUUCACUACCAAAAAAAAUGCAACUUGUGUAAAAAUUCAGAAACUUGUGAUUAAUUUAGACCAUCGUAAAACUUUGAUGUCUUUCAUAAGAUAUGCGACAUCGUGAUGAAUAAAAUCGUGAUAAUGAUAUCACAAAUGUAAACUAAAAGGAAGGUUGUAUUACUUAUAUUAAUAAAAUCAUGACAUUGAUAUCACCCAUUCAAAACAAUUACUUAUCCAAACUAGAUUGAAUCUGUUACUUGCCCAUUUGUUUUGUUCAUUUUCUCUUUUACUGAAAUUUUCAAAUAACAAACCAGUAUAUGUUUGUAAGAUGACCUGAGAAGAAUCAUUUUCUCUUUUGCAAACCAGUAUACAGCCAGAGAAGAAAAAAGAAGAAUCCCAGUAAGAUCAUAUUUAAUACAAAAUUAUUUUUAAUAUUUACUUGCAUCAUUUUAUGAUUAGAGUUUGAACUCCAUCUUUUUUUUCUUUCAGAUUUGAAUUUAUCAGAGGAUCAAAUUAAGAGCUUAGCUUUGGCGGAGAUUGAAUCACUCCUGCUUAUCAACAGAAGCUCACUGGAAUUUUUUAAAGGGAUGCCACGUCCAGAUGCUUAUGCAUAUGAUACUGAUGUUAACACUUUGAUCAGUGACGAGCUAAACUACAACCAUGAUGAGCAAAGAGAAAAACACAGAGAGCUAUUAGCCAAGAUAACAGAUGAGCAAAAAGCUGUGUACCAAGAGAUACUAGAUGCAGUACAUGGUCAAGAUAAAGGUGGUCUUUUUUUCGUUUAUGGCUUUGGAGGGACUGGAAAAACUUUUCUUUGGAACAUCCUAGGUGCUGCAAUUCGAUCUUUAGGAGAAAUAAUAUUGAACGUAGCAUCCAGUGGAAUUGCUUCAUUUCUUUUACCAGGUGGCCGGACAGCUCAUUCAAGAUUUGGAAUACCAAUUAAUGUUCACGAUUUUACAACAUGUAGCAUGAAAAAGGGUUCAGAUCAAGCAGAGUUGGUACAGCAAGCUAAGCUCAUAAUUUGGGAUGAAGCUCCCAUGAUGAGCAAAUACUGUUUUGAAACUGUGGAUAGAAGCUUGCGUGACAUAAUGGGAUGCGAUGAGCCUUUUGGAGGUAAAGUUGUUGUUUUUGGAGGAGACUUUAGACAGAUUCUACCGGUAGUAACAGAUGGUGGCAGAGUAGAGACUGUUUUGGCUUCUUUGAAUUCAUCACAUCUCUGGAAAAGCUGCAAGGUUCUAAGACUUACAAAAAACAUGAGACUUAUGGCAGGAAUUACCAAUAGUGAAGCUAAAGAACUUAAAGCUUUUUCUAAGUGGAUUCUAGAUAUUGGUGAUGGAAAUAUCAAUCAACCAAACGAUGGAGAGGUUGAGAUUGAUAUUCCUGAAGAUUUGCUAAUAACUGAGUGCGAAAAUCCUAUAGAAACCAUAGUGAAGGAAGUUUACGGAACAUCAUUUGCAGAGAAACGAGAUCCCAAUUUUUUCCAGGAAAGAGCAAUAUUGAGUCCACGAAAUCAAGAUGUUGACAGUACCAACGAGUAUAUGCUAUCACAGUUAUCAGGUGAAGAAAAAAUCUAUCUCAGUUCUGAUGGUAUUGAUAUAUCAGACAAAGGCCCAAAAGAUCCCAUGGUUUAUUCUCAAGAGUUUCUAAAUAGCAUCAAGAUCUCUGGAUUGCCAAACCACUGUUUGAAGUUAAAGGUUGGUGCAAUAAUUAUGCUACUUAGGAACAUUGAUCCUCAAGGUGGUUUAUGUAAUGGUACAAGGCUGCAAAUUACUCAGUUGGCUGAUCAUGUUAUUGAGGCUAGAAUUAUAACGGGUCAUAGGAAUGACAAAGAAGGUGGUGAAAGGGUCUUAAUACCAAGGAUGUUUGUAUCUCCACCAGAAACGAGAUUCCCUUUCAGGAUGCGCCGUAGACAAUUCCCCGUUGCAGUUGCUUUCGCAAUGACCAUAAAUAAGAGUCAAGGCCAAACAUUAGAAAAGGUUGGUUCGUAUCUUCCAAAACCAGUUUUUACUCAUGGACAAUUGUAUGUUGCAGUUUCAAGAGUGAAGUCAAGAUCAGGACUGAAAAUUCUUAUCACCGACAAACAUGGAACACCUCAGAGAAAAACUAUGAACGUGGUAUACAAGGAAAUCUUUCAAAACAUUGACUAA